Fukomys damarensis (Damara mole-rat) is the source of this 550-nucleotide messenger RNA. RefSeq names its product death associated protein (gene Dap). NCBI's taxonomy places the organism in Eukaryota, Metazoa, Chordata, Mammalia, Rodentia, Bathyergidae. Gene Ontology annotation, biological process: negative regulation of autophagy; cellular response to amino acid starvation; apoptotic signaling pathway. The transcript has 3 exons. The annotation marks the transcript as partial. The record is from RefSeq and is a predicted model, not a curated record. Gene Ontology annotation, molecular function: death domain binding.
CCCAGCCCCUCUGCUUGCCUUGCAGUGAAGGCCGGAGGGAUGCGGAUCGUGCAGAAGCACCCCCACGCCGCAGACGGCAAAGAGGAGCGAGACAAAGACGACCAGGAGUGGCAGAGCGCCAGCCCACCCAAGCCGACUGUGCUCAUCUCCGGCGUCAUCGCCCGGGGCGACAAAGACUUCCCCCCGGCUGCCGCGCAGGUGGCUCACCAGAAGCCCCAUGCCUCCAUGGACAGGCACCCCUCCCCGCGGCCCCAGCACAUCCAGCAGCCCCGCAAGUGACCCGGCAUCGCGGACCCAGGCUGGCCAGCGGCAGUGCCGGGUACCUGCAUUCACUGUGACACCCCAGCGGUGCUGUCUGCGGAAAACGGCUUGCUCAGAGGUCUCAGGAGGCAAAGCUUCCUGCCUCUGCCUUGUAUUUGCAAUUUCAAACUAGGAAUGGCUCAAACCCCCAACUUCAUUUGUGGGAGCACCACAGAAGGGUCACUGUACCUCCCAGAAGUGCCAUUCUUGAGUUGCCAGGACCUGAUUAAAAAGCAGCCUUUCACACUUA